Medicago truncatula (barrel medic) is the source of this 1071-nucleotide messenger RNA. RefSeq names its product putative peptidyl-tRNA hydrolase PTRHD1. Lineage: Eukaryota; Viridiplantae; Streptophyta; Magnoliopsida; Fabales; Fabaceae. Gene Ontology annotation, molecular function: peptidyl-tRNA hydrolase activity. The transcript has 2 exons. The coding region runs from base 29 to 583 and encodes 184 amino acids. The record is from RefSeq and is a predicted model, not a curated record.
UGUUUACGGUGUACGUGUCAGUUUGUCAAUGGCCUACACCAUUCCUACGCUUCGUCUCUUCAACCCCUCCGGUUCGUACCUCGCCUUCUCAAGAACGAAGUUUAGUGUCACUUUACACGCGGCCUCUUUCUCAAACAAGACGAGUCAGCUCAAUCGUAAUUCAAUGAGUCAACCCGCCGCCACCGAUUCCACCAAUCUCUCCACACCAACUGAUUCGCCGGAAAACGUCGAUGUUGUGGUCCAAUACGUGGUGCUCCGGCGUGAUCUAAUCGAUACUUGGCCAUUAGGCAGUGUGGUUACUCAAGGUUGCCACGCUUCUGUUUCCGCGGUUUGGUUCAACAAGGACGAUCCUGUUACCAUUGAUUAUUGUAGCCCCGAGAAAAUUGAUUCUAUGCGCAAAGUCACACUUGAAGUGAAGGGAGAACUCCAGAUCAAAAACUUGUCUGAGAAGCUGACAUCUGGUGGGAUCAUUCAUAAACUGUGGAUUGAGCAACCUGAAAACAUACCUACUUGCCUUGCUACAAAACCUUACCCUAAGUCAAUUGUAUCUUCGUAUUUUAAGAAGUUGAAACUCUGCAAGUGAUCUCAUAUUUGAUAUAAACUUUUUUUUCCUUUCUAAACUAUGGUUGUUUCAGAUUUCUUAUUCUUUCCCUUUACUUCUAAAAUUCACAAAAGCUUCAAAUUCAGCAUCUUAUGGGUGAGGAGGGUGGACUUGAACAAUCUAAACCUGAUUUUUAUACUGACUGACCCUCUGCCUUUUGUGGGUCCUCUUUCAAUUGGUAUUUCUGGUACACUGUAUGAAGUAUAACAGGAAGUUGCAGAUUAUUUAAUUCCUUUUUGAGGCUCAUGAUGUUUUUGUUUUGUUGAAGAAAUCUUAGCAUCUAUCGUACGUUGAGGUUCCAGCCUUGCUGUAUUUGGACAACUCAAUUGUUGUUUUAUACGUUUGUAUAUAGUUAUUUGAUUUCUUAGAAGAAAAAGCAGCCCAGUUUGCAUCCUAGUUUUAGAAUCCACUGUAUUUACCAGAUUAAUAAAGUAUAUAACUAUGUGAAUUAAUGAGUAUUUCCUUGUGUA